Messenger RNA from Clupea harengus (Atlantic herring), 3223 nucleotides. Its product is annotated as frizzled-7-like. Gene Ontology annotation, biological process: canonical Wnt signaling pathway; non-canonical Wnt signaling pathway. The record is from RefSeq and is a predicted model, not a curated record. NCBI's taxonomy places the organism in Eukaryota, Metazoa, Chordata, Actinopteri, Clupeiformes, Clupeidae. Gene Ontology annotation, cellular component: plasma membrane. Gene Ontology annotation, molecular function: Wnt-protein binding; Wnt receptor activity.
GAGGGGUGUCUUGAAACCGACAGCACAUUAUUGUCUGUGUGCCGUGAUUUAGAUCAAACCUCGUAGUGUGCAGAGUACGGGCAAUACGCGAGGCAGCGCGGAGAACAACGGGAUUUUGUAACAUGAGGAUAAUUUUGUUAUUUUUACAAACGUUUGCUGUAUGUAGUACUCCACACUAGAAGUCAUUGGUCUGAAUCCGUUACGACUCAAGGACAGUAACUAAAAGAGAAACAGCUGCAAAUAUUCAGGACGUGGAUAAUCCUGUGGAAAACUUGAAGAGUUUUUUGUUGAACGGAUUUCUGAGUGUUUGCUCUCAAAGAUGAUAUUCUGUUAAAAGACUCUACUGUGAGAUUGUUCUGCAGUUAAUAACAUUUGUAUCGUUUGGUUGACUGUGAGACGCGACGCGAAAGAAGCCUGCACAGAGCAUUCGUUUAAUUUUCCAACCCGCAAAUAGAUUUCCCCUGAACGUCCAUUUGAGUAACAUGCGCGUGUGGAGACCACGAGCAGCCUUCCGCCGUGUUGCUUGAGAAGCGCAGCGCGAGGACAGCAGAAGAAUUUUAAUCUUAUUUGAUCAGAAAACGCCGGGGAAAGUUUUUCCCCUCUCAACAUCUGAAAGACUCUUUUAUCCACACUUGGAUACGCGGGCAACUCGUUUUUCCAACCAAGUGAGAACUUGAAGUUUCGAUUUUUUUUUAAUUAUCGAACAUGGCGGUAUCGAAUGACUGGGUACAAGCGAGUGGACUAGUUGUUGCCCUGGUUUGCUUAAUUGUGCAGCCGUGUUCCGGACAGUAUCAUGGAGAGAAGGGCAUCUCCAUUCCAGAGCACGGCUUUUGCCAGCCGAUUUCCAUACCACUGUGCACAGACAUUGCUUACAACCAAACCAUUAUGCCGAAUCUUUUGGGUCACACGAACCAGGAAGACGCCGGCCUCGAAGUGCACCAGUUUUACCCCCUGGUUAAAGUGCAGUGUUCCAUGGACUUGAAAUUUUUCUUGUGCUCCAUGUACGCCCCGGUGUGCACCGUGCUGGAGCAGGCGAUACCGCCGUGUCGCUCGCUGUGUGAGCGGGCCAGGCAGGGGUGCGAGGCGCUGAUGAACAAAUUUGGCUUCCAGUGGCCCGAACGGCUCCGCUGCGAGAAUUUCCCCGUUCACGGAGCUGGCGAGAUCUGUGUGGGACAGAACACCUCGGACACCGGGAGCCCUACAUCCGACCCGACGCCUUUCAAGCCGGAAUUAAUCACACUGCCAACCUUCGUGCGCCCCGGCCACCAGUUCUCCUGCCCCCUCCAGCUCGAGGUGCCCCCAUAUCUGAAUUACUACUUCAUGGGAGUUAAAGACUGCGGGGCCCCGUGCGAGCCCACCAGACCCAAUGGCCUUAUGUACUUUCGGGAGGAGGAGGUUAAGUUCGGCCGGCUCUGGGUGGGUAUUUGGUCUAUUUUGUGCUGUGUGAGUACUCUUUUUACGGUGCUCACCUAUCUAGUGGACAUGAGGCGUUUCCGCUACCCCGAGAGGUGCAUCAUCUUCCUGUCUGGUUGCUACUUUAUGGUGGCGGUGGCUUAUGCUGCGGGAUUCUUCCUCGAGGAUAAAGUUGUGUGCAUUGACAAAUUUAACGACGACGGCUACAAAACCGUCGCCCAGGGCACCAAGAAGGAAGGGUGCACCAUUCUUUUCAUGAUCCUGUAUUUUUUCGGGAUGGCGAGCUCCAUUUGGUGGGUCCUCCUCUCGCUCACAUGGUUCCUCUCAGCGGGCAUGAAGUGGGGUCAUGAGGCCAUCGAGGCUAACUCUCAGUACUUCCACCUCGCAGCGUGGGCAGUGCCCGCGGUCAAGACCAUCACCAUCCUCGCCAUGGGCCAGGUGGACGGAGACAUCCUGACCGGCGUCUGCUACGUGGGCAUCUACAACGUGGACUCUUUGCGCGGCUUCGUCCUCGCGCCCCUCUUCGUCUACCUCUUCAUUGGCACGUCGUUCCUGCUUGCGGGCUUCGUGUCCCUGUUCCGCAUCAGAACCAUCAUGAAACACGACGGCACGAAGACGGAAAAGUUGGAGAAACUGAUGGUGCGCAUUGGGGUGUUUAGCGUUCUGUACACCGUCCCGGCCACGAUAGUAAUCGCCUGCUACUUUUACGAACAGGCUUUCCGUCCCCAGUGGGAGAAAACCUGGAACAUGCAGACGUGCAAGCGCUUCGCCGUGCCGUGCCCAGCACCCAACUUUGCGCCGAUGACCCCGGACUUUACCGUUUUUAUGAUUAAGUACCUCAUGACAAUGAUCGUGGGCAUCACCUCCGGCUUCUGGAUAUGGUCCGGGAAAACGCUGCAGUCCUGGUGCCGAUUCUACAAGAGACUCAGCAACAGCAACCAGGGAGAGACCACUGUAUGAGCCGCAAGAGUAGUGUCUUCAUUCAGGUUGUAACCUCUCGAGGUUCACUUCGUCUACAAAAAUCAAUCUCGGAGCCAUCCACACACGGACCCCAUACUCUAAACGGGGAAGUUGGGUCAGGACGAUAGCAAAACGCGGCACACACACCGGAGAAGAAUCAAACAUGCAAACUAAGCUGAUUUUGCUCAUUCAAGUUUCAUGUAGAGGAAUGAAAGGCUAUGGACACUUUAACGUGCCACGGUGUUUGGUUUUCUGUUAUGUAUUUUCUAAAACUUCUGACCACCAGGCCAGAAGAAACAUUCAUUGUUAUUCAAAUCUGUCUUAAUUAUUUGUUGUAUAACGUUUAUAUUCUUUAAAAACAGGACGGUAUAUUUUGACUUUGUAUCACGAAACAAGAUUCACAGGGGUUGUCUGUAGUUUUAUAAAAUAAAUAGACAAUUGCAUUUCAUUUAGUUCUGCUAAGGGCAUGACAUGCGCACAGUCAGUUCAACAGUAUGUGCGAUCCUUGCCCAGAAAACAGAAUGUUUGCCUUAUACGUCUUUUUGUUUAUUUGGCAAAAGUGUUCGAGUUUCGCAGCCACCUACCGACAAUCAUGCAUACCUCUACAAACGGACAUACUGCUCACGUGUGUCCAGAAUCCAGAUAGUAUUAUGCAUGUGUACAGCUGUGAGAUUAUGCAAGCUACUUUUAAACAACAUAUUGUAAAUACUCACAUUUUCUCAAAGAAUAUAUGUAUUUAUGAAAAUAAUCUUGCUGUUUUUUACUUGAUUUUCAAAAAUGCGGUAAGAUACCAUUUGUAUAUGUACAGUGUCACUGAAUAAAACAAUUAGAUUUUUAAAACGCUUUUAAA